This is a messenger RNA of Fusarium redolens, 708 nucleotides long. RefSeq lists its product as uncharacterized. The transcript has 2 exons. The record is from RefSeq and is a predicted model, not a curated record. NCBI's taxonomy places the organism in Eukaryota, Fungi, Ascomycota, Sordariomycetes, Hypocreales, Nectriaceae. Bases 1 to 708 code for a protein of 235 amino acids.
AUGUCGGAUGUCGUUUCCGUUCGUUUGCGGUGGCGAGUCCUAAAGGCCCUCCACCCAGUGUUCUAUGCUGCCGAUACGCUCCCGACCACUGACGAUGUAGCUCAUGGUCAUUUUGGCACCUUGGCCAACCCUGAUAAGAUUCACCUCGCGUAUGUAAUCCAGGCCCUUCGGUCCGAAUUUGAAUACAACAUAACGAGACAGCAAACUUUUGACGUUGGCAAACUAUCAAGCGAUGAUCCGAAUUGGGAGUUCCUUGCAACUCGUCUGUGCGCACUUUUGCGUGACCUGGAGCAUUUAAUCGACAAUAAAGUUUUCCUCGAAAGAGGUGUCCAGAUGGAGGGCAAUGCAGAGGCCAGCGUUCAAAGUCCCGCAGGGCCUGUCGACCUGCAAGUUGAGGUCAUGGCUGGCGCAUCCUCUGACUCCGAGCUUGUUUCUUCCUUUUCUGGACCGGCCGACUUUGUUCUUGGCAUUCAAGUCCAGAAGAUAUACCACAAAAGAGCGUUUCUUGUUGGUGCACCCGCCCUUACCGCGAAAAGAGUGGUCAGGAAGGCGGUACUAGUUGAUGAUGGACCUGAGAUCGAGGAAGAGGAAGCUGACGAGGUAAAUUAUGAGAUUGUCAAUUUGGAGGAUGGAGACAUGCAGGGCCUCACUAUUGAGAAAGACGAAGAUGAAGAUGAAGCUUGGGUGCUUCCAUCCCAGCUAGCUUAG